AAUACUUUUUCUUAGAAUGGUACCCUUUACUAGGGUGAGGAAUGGACUUGACAUUGGCACCACUAAUUUCGGCGCCAAUUCCAAAUUUCUGCAAAAUCUCUUCUUCUUCAACGCUAUUCUGCAAAAUUGCUCCUUUCUUCUUCCAUCCAGUGAAUUGUUCUCCUCCUAGAGGUUUUUCUUGUGUCAGAAAGAGUUCCAUGGCUUGGUGUGAAGGUCUCGAUGAAGCUCGUGUUCUUAUUGCAAAAGAGCCUUCUAAGGAUGGGAACAAGGUAGAGCAGCUUUUAUCACUCCGACAUCCCAAGUCUGGAAAUGCAACAUGUUACCUUUGUGUUGAUGAAUCUCUUCAAGAACUUCACUGGUUCAAGCAAUCUUAUGGGUCUUGGUUCCUUGGGGAUUAUGUAUGUGAAGAUGGUCGUUUGUAUACUGCAACUCCAGUUGAUCCAGUUUUUGUUCUGUUGCCUAUUUUUGAUGAAGCAAGAAUGAAGAAAAAUGAUGAUCCAGGAAAGUUUAGGCAAGUGGAUGAAAUCAUUUACGUUGUAGGCUAUCCUGGAUAUCAGCAUCUUUCUUCCAUUGCUGAGAGCUGCAUGCAAGUGGUUUGUGAUGUCAAAGAUGUAGGAAUGACAAAGUUUUUCAGGCUUAAUGAUGAGAAGGUGCUAAAGUGGUUAUGCUUGAAGGUAAUACAAUUGAAGAAGACAUUGUUGACACUGGAUAAGAACUAUGCUGCUCGAGAUAAGAAAGAAAUAUUAACUGAUGCAGUAUCUAUAGUUGGAGAGUACUUGAAGGAAGAGCCUUGGUUGAAGCUCCUCUGCAGCAAAUUAAGCAUAGACUUGCAAGAGGACACAAAAGCAUCAAAUUUUGAAAUGCAUUCAUCACCAAUGGAUAAUAGUUUCGAGUCCUUCAAUCACGAACAGCAGGAGGGAAAGAGUGAAGGUCAGGAGAAGACUACCAGGAACAAAAGACAGACUAAAAAGAUCAAAGUGGAAACUAACUCUCUUAAUAUCAAAGACAUGUUUAGUCGGGCUACUAGGCGGGGAAAAUGAAGAGUACAAAGCAGCAGAGAUAAGAGGCUUCUCGGAGCAAGGUAUUACGAUUUGAAUGAAUCAGAUGGCUUAGUCUCUUAGAUCUGGUGUCGUUGCUGCUGCUGUAAACAGACGGUAUCUCUAUCCUCUUUACUGUUAAUUUCUUAGUGUCCCUGCAAAACCAGCUGUAAAUGCCAAGUGUAUGAGUUUUGAAAUGGAGACAAUUUAUUGCUCUUAUUUCAUUUUACUAGUGUUAGUGUUAGAAAAUCCGCAAUGCGCGGAUGACCCAACUGCAAAAUUUCAUUAUGAUUAAUACAUAGAUUGGGCUACUGGUGAACACAA
This is a messenger RNA of Solanum pennellii, 1361 nucleotides long. Its product is annotated as ribonuclease H2 subunit B. The transcript is spliced from 11 exons. Bases 42 to 1040 code for a protein of 332 amino acids. Gene Ontology annotation, biological process: ribonucleotide metabolic process; RNA catabolic process. The record is from RefSeq and is a predicted model, not a curated record. NCBI's taxonomy places the organism in Eukaryota, Viridiplantae, Streptophyta, Magnoliopsida, Solanales, Solanaceae. Gene Ontology annotation, cellular component: nucleoplasm; ribonuclease H2 complex.